Messenger RNA from Colossoma macropomum (tambaqui), 3031 nucleotides. RefSeq names its product protocadherin beta-16-like. Gene Ontology annotation, biological process: homophilic cell-cell adhesion. The coding region runs from base 1 to 2469 and encodes 822 amino acids. Gene Ontology annotation, molecular function: calcium ion binding. Lineage: Eukaryota; Metazoa; Chordata; Actinopteri; Characiformes; Serrasalmidae. The record is from RefSeq and is a predicted model, not a curated record. Gene Ontology annotation, cellular component: plasma membrane. The transcript has a single exon.
AUGUCGGACAGAACAAUGGCGCGGCAAGUACUGCUGUUUAUUUGUCUCGUCUCUCUCAGUUCAGUGCGCGGACAGGUCAGUUACUCCAUUCCCGAGGAAAUGCCCAAAGGAUCUUUAGUCGGUAACAUAGCGCAGGAUUUAGGUUUAGAUUUAAAGAGACUGAAAUCAGGAAAAGCUCGUAUUUAUACUGGAGACAGCGCUGAAUACAUCGAGCUGAAUAAAGAGAGGGGAGUCCUCCUUAUCAAAGAGAGAAUAGACCGAGAAGCGCUGUGCGCACAGACAACGCCUUGUGCUCUACAUUUUCAGAUCAUUUUAGAGAAUCCAAUGGAGUUUUAUAGUGUCACUGUCGAGAUUAUGGAUGUAAACGACAACUCUCCUUCGUUCAAAAGGGCUGAAAUGCAAUUCAGAAUUAGUGAGUCAGCUGUACCGGGAGCGAAAUUUGUUUUAGAAAGAGCCGUGGACCCGGAUGUUGGCGUUAAUGGUCUUCAGAGUUAUUCUCUGAACCCUACGGAUAAUUUUUCACUAAAAGUGCAAAAUCAGCCAGAUGGUAAUAAAAUGGUUGAAAUGAUUCUUCAAAAGCCCCUUGAUCGUGAAAAGCAGGAGCAGUUGUCCCUCGUACUAAUAGCAGUAGACGGAGGCGAUCCGCGUCUAUCUGGCACUGCGCAGAUAAAUAUCAUUGUUUUAGAUGCUAAUGAUAAUUCACCUGUUUUCACACAAGAAGUAUAUAAAACCACUAUUACAGAGAAUUCACCAAAAGGCACCGUUGUUACAACAGUAAGUGCGACGGAUGCUGACAAAGGUUCUAAUAGUGAAAUAAUAUAUUCAAUUACAAGCACUGACGACACUAUGCCUGAAUUGUUUGAAAUAAAUGAGUUAACCGGUGAGGUUAAAGUUGCUGGAAAUCUAGAUUAUGAAAAGGCUCAUCACUAUCAAGUUCACAUACAGGCAACUGAUGAUGGAGGUUUAACUGAUUCGUGUAAAAUCGUUGUAGAUUUAAUUGAUGUAAAUGAUAACACGCCAGUUAUAAAUAUAAUGAGUAAACUUAAUAUCAUAUCUGAAGACUCAAAGUUAGACACUGUUGUAACAAUGAUAAACGUUCAAGAUCCAGACUCUGGUGAAAAUGGUAAAGUCCAUUGUUCGUUAAACACAAAUGUUCCAUUCACGCUGAAAUCGACCACAAAUAAUUUCUUCAGUUUAGUCACAGAUAACAAUUUAGACCGAGAGAGAGAGUCUGGAUAUAAUAUCAGUGUGAUCUGCGCUGAUGAGGGGUCUCCAUCUCUCUCCAGCAGCGUCACUCUCUCCUUACAGAUAUCAGAUGUGAAUGAUAACGCUCCUGUGUUUGAGAGGAGCUCAUAUGAGGCCUCCAUUCCAGAAAAUAACACACCAGGUCUCUCCAUAUUCACAGUCAGAGCCAAAGACGCAGACUGGAACCAGAAUGCUCGAGUCUCCUACAUACUGGAGGACUCGUCGGUUAACGGAGUGCCCAUCUCCUCUUACGUAUCUGUCAGUGCUGAUAGCGGCGUUAUCCAUGCAGUGCGCUCUUUUGACUACGAGCAGAUCAAAGAUUUCCAGUUCCGCGUAAUAGCGCAAGAUGGAGGCUCCCCUCCUCUCAGUAGCAACGUGAGUGUAAAGAUCAUCAUUCAGGACCAGAACGACAACGCGCCUCAGGUUCUGUACCCAGUCCAGACUGGAGGCUCUGUGGUGGCUGAAAUGGUGCCUCGCUCAGCAGAUGUGGGCUAUCUUGUGACUAAAGUGGUGGCUGUUGAUGUGGACUCUGGACAGAAUGCCUGGCUCUCAUAUAAACUGCAGAAAGCCACAGACAGGGCGCUGUUUGAAGUGGGCGCACAGAAUGGAGAAAUAAGAACUGUGCGCCAAGUGACCGAUAAAGAUGCUGUGAAGCAGAAGCUCACUGUUGUAGUGGAGGACAACGGGCAGCCCUCUCGUUCAGCUACGGUCAAUAUUAACGUGGCGGUGGCGGACAGUUUCCCUGAAGUGCUCUCGGAGUUCACUGACUUUACGCACGACAAGGAUUACAACGACAACCUGACUUUCUAUCUAGUCUUGGCCUUGGCUGUAGUUUCAUUUCUCUUUAUCGUCUCCAUCAUAGCCAUACUGUCAGUCAAAUGCUACAGAUGGAGACGAGAGCGGAUGUUUUAUAAAUCAGGUGCCAAUCUGCCAGUUAUUCCAUAUUACCCACCCCUUUACGCAGACGUAGGAGGGACGGGGACUUUACAGCAUGUGUAUAAUUAUGAGGUCUGCAGAACGACUGACUCCAGAAAGAGUGAUCUAAAGCACAUCAGACCAACUCAUAGCAUUAUUAGUCUUGAUACCAGUGGAACACAGACUCUCACACAUGCGCAGAGGGAGAAACUGAUACACGACGAUUUUAAUGAUCAGGUGAGACUUUGUAUUAUUAUUAUUAUUAUUAUUAUUAUUAUUAUUAUUAUUAUUAUAUUGGUUGGGUGCUGAGUUUAAGAUUUGAGAGUCGCUGAAUGUGCAUACCAGACGCUAUAUGUCUCUGUCCGUGGUGCUGAAAUUUCAACUCAGGUCUUCGUUCUAAGAGCAGUUUUCUCAUGUACUGUAUUCUGAACCAUGUUGUGUAUCAUAUGUAACAACGGCAAUAAUGGCGCAUUAAACAAUAUAUUUUCUAUCAACAUAAUUAGUGCUAAAAUGACGUAAACUAGAAGACAGAUUUGAUGUCAUAAAUAUAUUACUUUGUUAGUUAUGCACACAUUUGUACCGCUUACAUUCAGUGCUAUUUUCUAUAUGACAGUUCAGUUGUUUGGUGCGUAAACAUUCAUUAUCUUACACGUUAAAAUGAAAGACACUUUUUUAGUUCACAUAUUUGUCUCCCAGAUCUUACGUAUAUUUUAGACCUUUCCUUUGCUUUGCGUUAUUUCUUUCUUAUUGAUGGCAGUCAUUCUCUCUCAUGCAUUGCACUUUUCAUGUUUGUGUAGUUCUUCAAUUUGGACUCACAGUGCCGCUGUUGGUCAGUGUGUUGGAGAAUGCAAGCCGGAUUUUGAGCAGAACC